Molecule: messenger RNA, 2323 nt
Organism: Cloeon dipterum
Lineage: Eukaryota; Metazoa; Arthropoda; Insecta; Ephemeroptera; Baetidae
Product: zygotic gap protein knirps-like
Exons: 3
Coding region: 307-1068 (253 amino acids)
Biological process (GO): regulation of transcription by RNA polymerase II
Cellular component (GO): chromatin; nucleus
Molecular function (GO): zinc ion binding; nuclear receptor activity; estrogen response element binding
Source: RefSeq, a predicted model, not a curated record
GCAAUAGCAGCUGCGGCAUGUUCAUAGGUAGAAGCGAGUAUGCACUUAAUGAUCUCACUCUAAAUAAGGCACGCAAACGGAGCACAUCUCCAAGUCGCGCGGCGACCCGCACCGAUCGCACGUAUAGACCAAACAAACCUGAUUUCGCCCCUGAACCGAGGCAGCAGGCAUUGGUCGGCGCAUCCGUCGGCCCGAAACAUGUCCCUGUACUGAGCGGCCCCAAAUCGGAUCACCUUUGACCGCCCGCGCGCCCGCCUGCCCGCUCAGGGUCAGCCCACCUGACCGAUCGCGCACCAGAACACAGCGAUGAACCAGACGUGCAGAGUUUGCGGCGAGGCUGCCGCGGGAUACCAUUUCGGAGCCUUCACCUGUGAAGGAUGCAAGUCAUUCUUCGGGCGGACGUACAACAACCUGUCGAGCAUCUCGGACUGCAAGAACAGCAACCAGUGCGUGAUCAACCGGAAGAACCGGACGUCGUGCAAGGCGUGUCGACUGCGCAAGUGUUUGUUUGUGGGCAUGUCCAAGAGCGGCUCGCGCUACGGCCGCCGCUCCAACUGGUUCAAAAUCCACUGCCUACUGCAGGAGCAGAACGGCAACAACAACAACAACAACAACUCAGCGGCGGCGGCGGCGGCGCUGCAGGCCGGCGUGCUUUACCAAAACGCUAUGCUUCACCACUCGUUCCUGGGGAGCGCAGGCGGCGGCCAGAAGCAACUGAAGCAGGGCUCCGUGGAGGACGUCCGCAGCACGCCGGACUCGAUGCUGGACGACGGCUUUUACUGCAAGUCGGUGUCGCCACCGAACAGCGAAAAGGAGUCGUUGUCGCCGCCGGAGAGCGAGAAGGAGUCGGGGUUGCCGCUGUUCCCCAACAACAUCAUCUUCUCGCCGUUCCUCAAGCCGGCGGUGGUGGCCGAUUUGGGGUUGCUUGGCCGCCUGCCGCUGCUCCCCUCGAUUGCAGCGUCCAGGGAGGCCAGCGCCGAGAACCAGCAGCAGGACGAGCCCAUCGACCUUUCCGUUAAAACGCAGCCCUCCGAACUCAAGCAGGCGCCGCUCGACCUCAGCAAAUAAUCAAACGCGCGUCCGACAAACACUUAUUCGCAUAUGCCAGUGAUAUCGGAAUGGACGGUGCUCUUAAUAAUCUCGAAUUUGUAUCUCGUGCCUUUAAAAAAAAGUUAUGUCGUCAGACACAUUUCAUAUGACUUCAAUUCGGAGUUUUUUUUUUAGCUUUAAACAAAGAUUGCGGCCAGUUAGUUUUUGUCGUGAUCAUGACAUCACGACGGAACAGCUAACAAUUUUUAUUUUUCUUUGCAAUUUUACAACAAUAAAAUUCGUCUUCUGCAAUUUGCAAAAGUUGAGCGAUGACAAAUCGCUUGUGGCAGCGGCGAUUGCCAGUAACUCCCAACAAGGGGUUGAAUUUAAAUGUAGAGCGAUGAUUAAAGUUUCAAGUUAAGUUUUAAGUAUGCCAGAAGUGGUGCCCUUACUUUCACUGUUCUCAUCCCUUGGCAAGUCAUUUUUGGGAUAAUCGAUAAGCGAUGAAUGUAAAUAUAUUUUAAAGUAAGAAAAAACACUAAUUAAAAUUCAAUCCUUUGUCGGAAGUUACUGGCAAUCGCCGCUGCCGCACAAUUAAUGGUCUUAUUAGAUUUAAAAAAAUUGAACGGCUAGACCGUCUCUUCCCAACGGUUUGUGAAUUAUGAGGUAAAUUUCCCUUCUUGCGAAAUUAAUCCUCUUUUGAUUUGAUGACAGGUGCAAAAGUUUGCUCAAAAGCUAAACAAAAUCCGGUGAUCUAAUUCCAGUGGCGCGACUAAUCUGCAUUAUAGCAGCAGUGACGUCAUUACUUUCUUUCUCGCUCGCAUUUUCCGCUCCGUUAACUCCUCAGCUGUUACCUCACCGGACGGACGGACGGACGCAUCACACAGAUAGAGACAGAAGCUGCGGUGCAGCAGAGCGCGUCCGUUGGUCCGAGAGUUACUGUGACGAAAAGUCUUGAUUUUGCAACGUGCGCGCGGCAUUUAUUGUGUUUUGUUUUCUCUGCUCUCUCGCAUUGUACUUCAGCGUUUUAAGACUGUUGAUAGGGAUUAGUAGGCCAGUUUUGGUUGACACGUGCAUCGCCGCACAACAAUCGUACGUGUAUUUUGAGUUUGGUGCGUCAUGCACGAUGAAAAUAUACUAUAAACUUAACUUAUUGACCAAGGUUGUGAAAAUAUCUUCAAUUUUAAUUUUUUUACUGUAUAUGUACUUGAUUGACCAGUGUUCUAUGUAGGCUUAAGGUUUUGUAUGAAAAUAGGCCAGUAUUUGUACAUAUAAUAAAUAUCUCUAUAAUGAA